Exophiala xenobiotica is the source of this 1180-nucleotide messenger RNA. RefSeq lists its product as uncharacterized. The record is from RefSeq and is a predicted model, not a curated record. Lineage: Eukaryota; Fungi; Ascomycota; Eurotiomycetes; Chaetothyriales; Herpotrichiellaceae. The coding region runs from base 222 to 785 and encodes 187 amino acids. The transcript has 2 exons. Gene Ontology annotation, cellular component: mitochondrion. Gene Ontology annotation, biological process: autophagy of mitochondrion.
AGUUGUUGCAUAGCAGUCCUUCGAGACCUCUCAAGCUUGAGCCUGACUAUGCUUGAACGGCUAUCACAGUGAUCCUGCUGCAUCACCAGGCAUCGUCAACAGUGUAAAAACUAGGCGACCAUCAACCUCAUGAGGUCCGCCAUCGCAUAGCUACGUCAGCUCUUUUCCGCCACAUCUCUUCAGACCACCCUUCGUCCCCUUUUAACAACACUUCUACAAAGAUGCCUUGCCCGAUAAGCAUCACCAAAUUCGUCGGGACUAUAUCCCUUGGUCUCCUGACCGGAACAUCCUACACUCUUACGACCAUAACCCUUCCAUCCCUCGCCCUUCUACCCUCUGCUUCUCUUGCCGCACGCACACUCGCCACGAUCCAGACACGAUCGACCCGACAUAUCCUCACCCUAGCCUCCAUCUCAUCGCUGUCACUCCUCACAGCUUUCACGCUCGCUUCCCCACGUGGCCGCCACCCCUACCUUCUCUGGACAGCGUUGGUCGCAUUUCUAGGUGGACAGGGUGUGGAGUACUGGUACAACGGAUUGUCCAGGUUCCCGAACCUGAGAGCUCGAUCGAGCAGAAGCAAAGCCAGCGUCGCCAGAGGCACAAGCCCCGGCGGCUCGGACAGCGGCUAUAUCGAAGUAGAAGCUUCCGGAAGCGAAGAUCAGGUCAAUGGAGAGAAGGUUGAGAUGGAGAUGAGCAGGGAGCGCAAAGUGCAGAAGGUAAGGAGCUGGAUUGCUGGUGUUGGCUUUGCUAUGGGGGUGGUUGGUAUCUGGGGUGAUGGUGCUUAAACGUCCUAAAUCAUCUGGGCUUUCCGAUUACUGGCAAAUCCAGUGAACUUGUGCUGGAGAUGUCCAGACAAUUUCAAUCACACCUCGUCGCUGAUGCCUCGAACCGAAAGACGAAGAAAUGGCCACGACAACCACAUCACGAAGUGCUGACUUUGUGCAACAUGCGUGCCAGCACGAUCAGCAUUGUCGCUACUUUUACGAGAACCUACUACUACUACUUCAACGUUCACGACUCUACUCGAUCCAAUCGAAACACUUCCCGGGCUUGGCUAUGAAUGCAUGUGUAGUGUUAAAACAUAGUGGCUUCCAAAAGUCAAAGGGACGGCAAUUUUCUGCUCAAGACUUCUUGUUCGAUGUCCGUGUAUUUUCCCUUUUUUCUAGACCUUACUCUGCAG